AUGUUGGAAGGCCUCGUUGCGAACCUGCUCAACAGGUUCCUGGGCAUGUACGUUAAGAAUUUCGAUGCGGGGCAGCUUAACGUUGGCAUCUGGUCCGGAGAUGUGAAAUUACGAAACCUCGAGCUACGCCGCGAGGCCUUGGACCAACUCCACCUCCCUCUGAACGUCGUCGAAGGCCACCUUGGCGAACUUACCCUAUCCAUUCCUUGGUCCAAUUUAAGAGGGAAGCCUGUGAAGAUUGAGAUCGAAGAUGUUUUUCUACUGGCGGCGCCGAAGGAGGACUCCAGCUACGACCCAGAGGAGGAGAAAAGACGAGAACACGAGAUAAAGAUGGAGAAGCUGGAGAGCGCUGAGCUUCUUAGGGAUCAGCACUCAGAAAGCAUGAGCAAAGAGGAACAAAUGAAAAACCAGAGUUUCAUGCAGAGUUUGGUGACGGCUAUUAUUGAUAACAUCCAGGUAGUCAUUAAGAACGUACACUUUCGCUACGAAGACUCUAUAGCUGUGCCUGGACAUCCCUUUGCCUUGGGUCUUACUCUCAAAGAGCUCAGCGCAGUGAGCACUGAUUCCGAAUGGAGACCUACCUUUAUCCAGUCAACCUCUGAAACAAGCCAUAAACUGGCUGUUUUGGGUGCUUUGGCUGUCUACUGGAAUACGGAUGCGGAGUUAUUUAGCUCUGGAAGGAGUGGCGGCGGUGAAUCACAUACUGUGUCUCACGAAGAGUUAGUCGAGAAAUUCCGCCAGGCAAUCGACUCCCGCGAUAAUGGCCAGUAUAUAUUAAAACCAGUUAGCGGGAAAGCAGGACUCGAAUUAGAUAAGACUUUAAGUACCGAUCGGCCAAGGGCGAAGGCGAGAUUGAUAUUUGAUGAACUUGGUUUUGUCUUAGACGAUUACCAAUAUCGUGAUGCGUUAAUGCUUGUUGACCUCUUUCACUAUUUCAUUCGCCAUCGAGAAUACAAAAGACUUCAGCCGAAAUGUCGCCCGACGGAGGACCCUCGUGCAUGGUUCAGAUUCGCAGGGAAUGCCGUCCUUACCAAAAUCCAUGAGAGAAACAGGCGGUGGACAUGGGAGUAUAUCAAAGAGCGAAGGGAUGACCGUAUACGAUACAUCGAAUUGUUUAAGAAACAGAAAAGGAAUAUAGCUCUUUCCACGGAGGAAGAGGCUGAUUUAAAACGAUUGGAAGGAAAGUCAACAUAUGAGGAUCUGAAGUUCUGGCGUUCUCUGGGAAGGCAUCAGCUCAGAAAAGAGAAUAUUAUCGCUCCGAAACAGCCGAAGCCUCAGUCAUGGUCCGAAUGGAUCUGGGGCUCUAAGAAGGAAGAAACUGAGGAUGAAAACGCGAUGACUGAAGAACAGCGAAAAGAGCUAUAUGAUGCGAUUGACUGGGACGAGAAACGUGCGAUCAGUCAAUCCAUCGAUGUCCCUCGGGAGUCUGUGAAACUCUUAAUCGAGUCUAGCCUCAGGGCUGGUAGCUUUACUUUGAAUCGAAACCGCAAUGGGAAAACUGAUGAGGUCCUGAAGCUGGUCUUUGAUAAUUUUAAGGCCAAGGCAUUACAGAGGCAUGAUUCCUUCCUCGCACAAAUCAACCUCGGGGGUUUACGAUUAUUCGAUAGCACCACUGAGGGUACUCUUUUCCCCCAGAUAAUUGGAGUAAAGGAUGCUGCUGCUCGUGGCGAGGCCGACUCCCCUGAUCUUGAAAGUCUUGGGUCCGAAGCGGAAGCGGAAGAGAUCGAAGAUAGCCUGUUCUACUUACAAUUCGAAACAAAUCCCCUUGACGGAUCUGCAGAUUCCGCUCUCACGAUGAAGCUCAAGAGCAUUGAAGUUAUUUAUAAUCCUCGGGUACUAGUUGAAGUUGUGAAUUUCUUCCGUCCCCCUGAGCGCCACAUGGAGUCGAUUGGUGCGCUUCUGGAAACUGCUGGAGCGACGGUCGAGGAAAUUCGUCAACAAACUCGAGCAGGCCUGGAAUUUGCACUAGAAGAGCACAAAACCAUCAACGCUCAGCUUGAUAUUCAAGCGCCAGUAAUCAUUAUUCCUGAGAGCAUUACAGCCGAAAGCUCUACUUGCUUAAUUCUCGACGCCGGUAACGUUUGUGUCCGGAGCGAACUUGUCGACAAGGAGACAAUUAAAAUGGUUCAAGGGAAACAUGGGGCAGACUACAGUGACCAGGAUUACGAGCAGCUUCAAAAUCUGAUGUACGAUAGAUUCCUGCUCAAACUCCAUUCGACCCAGGUAUUGAUCGGCCCUGGGAUCGAAGCGACUAAAUCGCAGCUCGUUCCUGGCGCCGAGUCACGAAACUUUCACAUCAUGGAUAGGAUCAACAUCGAUUUUGUGCUUGAACUAUGCAUUGUGCCCAAGUCGACGGACCUUACCAGAACCCGUCUUUCAGGUCGAUUGCCAGAGCUGCAUGCCUCGAUGUCAGACACGAAGUAUAAGCACCUAAUGAAGUUAAUUGAUAUCGCAAUUCCACAUUUCGAUGAUGACAGCGAGGCGGAUAGCAGUGAUGAAAAGAUUAAGACCAUUUCUGAGGUUCCGGAUACACGGGUCAGGUCGUCUUCAGUGCAGCUGACAAGCAAAGAAGUUCCGAUCGUGGAGCAAGAUUCCGAAUCAGAUGUUGAUGAUACGGGAGACAAGACGGUUCAGAAACCAGCGAAACGACCUGUUAAUAAUCACCAGCGUAUGUUCGAGUUCAAAUUUACCGUGGAUCGACUCAGGGGCUCUCUUUAUCGAACCGAUCUUAGAGACGAGACGAAAGAUACGCUGUUAGUUGAGCUAGUAGCUGAACACUUUCAAUUGGAUUAUUACCUUCGGCCUUAUGAUAUGGUGGCGGAGAUCGUGCUGAAGUCCCUUGUUGUGGACGACCAUAUCGAGCAGGAUGCACCGCCCGAGUUCAAGCAGAUCAUAUCCUCGAAAGGAUUCAAUGCCACAGAAGGAAAAGAUUUGUUCCAGCUUAAGUUUAUACGAGUCAACCCGCAAUCUCCAGAGUUUUUGAAGGUCUAUGAAGGCACUGAAAUGAACCUAGAUCUUUCUAUUUCCACAAUCAACCUGAUUGUGACCAGAAAGACUCUCUUGACACUGCUUGAUUUUAUAUUAAUAACAUUUACGAACCCAGAGCAACGAAAUCAGGCUCCGAUCUCUGACCAAAAAGCAAUAGAACGAAGCGAAGGAGGUGCUCGGGUAGAACCUGGUCCAGGCAGAAUACGAAUUAAUUCUCGAUUGGAGAGUAUAGCCCUGAUAUUUAAUGAAGAUGGCGUCCGCCUUGCAACAUUGAGUUUGAAUACGGCUGACGUUGGAAUAUUUGUUGCUGGUGAAUCUCUCACCGUCAAAGGUAGAAUGGGCAGCCUUACCAUGUUCGACGACAUCGGUGAAACCACCACCCGUCUUUUGAGUAUAGAAGGCGAUGACUUUGCCGAUUUUCGCUAUCAAACGUUCGAUCCUAAUCAAGCAGAUUAUCCUGGCUAUAGCUCUGAGGUGGUGCUCCGAUCGGGCUCCAUCAAAAUCAAUUUCAUCGAGGAGCCCUAUCGAAGGAUAAUUAAUUUCCUCGUGAAGUUUGGAAAGAUGCAAGCCAUUUUCAAUGCUGCCCGCCAGGCUGCAGCAAAUCAAGCGAGUCAAAUACAAGAGACUGCGUCGUUGAUGCGUUUUGAUAUUGUUGUGAUGACACCUAUUCUGGUGUUCCCGCGGAUUACCGAAAAUGAUCGUCCUAGAGACUUCGUCACAGCACAUUUAGGGGAAAUAUAUGCCAACAACAAAUUCGAGAAACUGACUGAAGGAGAUGCAUCAGCCAACCUCAACUGUGUUUCUGCGGGUAUCAGACACAUCCGCCUAACUUCUAAUUUCUAUUACUCAGAUGAACACUCUGAGGAACUGGAGAUGAUCGAGAAAGUUGAUCUAGACUUCAAUAUUCAAUAUUUGGUUCAUCAGGCGAAUAUCUCUCGCCCAGAUAUAAAGGUCGAAGGCUUAAUGUCGCCUAUUAAUUUGAGGAUAUCCCAGAUGCAACUGAAACUCCUGACUGAGCUCUCAAGGACUAUUCCUGCAGCAUUAACCCCAGACCAAGAUCAACAAGAGCAAGAAGCAGCGGAGGCACUUCCGGGCCUCACAGGUGGUGAAGCACAGUCGGAUGAGCCUCUGUCUGAAUCGAAAGAAUCUCAGAGUGUGUCAAACUUGGCCCCGGAAAUCAGGCCAGAGCCGGAUACCUGGGUACAACUUGAUUUUGCGUUCAAAGUGGAUACUCUUGGCCUAGAAUUGAUAUUGGCUAAAGAGAACGAGCCUGUAGGUUCACUCGACGAUGCCAGCCUUUCAAAAUUCUUCCUCAGCAAUACCAAUGUCAAGCUUCAGAUGUUGAGCGACGGAUCUCUUGAGACCGAAUUGUUAAUCCACUCGUUUAACGUGCGGGAUAGUCGCAAGAACGAGACCAAUCGGUACCGCAAGAUCAUGUCCUUGAUUAACACAGAUGUGCAACAGCAGUUCAUGGCCAGCUUGUCAAUGACCGGCGGUGCGGAGCGAAAGAUCAUAGCAAUGCUAACCAUUGACAGCCCGAGGGUUAUCUUUGCUCUGGAUUACCUCUUCGCCCUGCAAUCGUUCGUCUCUGCAGCUUUUCCACCCGAGUCAGAACCCGUUGAUGAACUUUCAGAGUACUCUGACGAAGAAUCCCAGGACGUACUUAGCUCUGACGAUGUUGCAGUCAGUGGAGAGGAUGUGUUAUCGAAUACCACUGAAGUUAAAGCGGAGGAUACGCCGAUACCGAUAGCCUUUCGGGUGAAUAUUGUGGAUGCCCAGGCGAUCUUGGUGGCAAAUCCCACAAUCUCGAACUCCGAAGCCAUAGUUUUGGGCACGAAACAAGUGCUCUACUCUCAACAAAAUGCGUCUACUUUACAAAUAUCAAAGAUUGGAAUGUUCCUAUGCCGAAUGGACAAAUUCGAGACGAGUAGACUCAGAAUACUUGAUGACUUCACGUUGGAACUAUCAAUGGAUAUUCGAUCGAAAGGACGCGGGUGUACAAUGACGAGGAUCGAUGUUCAUGUUGACCCAUUGAUUCUUCGCCUGUCGCCUCGAGAUAUCGUUCUUGCCCUCCAGAUCAUGAACAAAGUUUCUGAGAUGAACACUUCACCGUCAACGACUGAUACUAAGGAUAAAAAGCCAACAUCUAAAGAUGCCUCUCAUGCUAGGAGGAGAUCAAGGGGUCAAUCUUUCAGUGCCGGCCAAGUUGCAUUAUGCCCAAAUACUGCACCCAAGCCAGCCGUGCAACAGUCAGCGAUCAUGAAGAAGGAGGAAAUGUCUGUUCAGAUUGAUGGUGUGCGAGUGAUACUCAUUGGUGAUUUGCAUAUGCUCCCACUUGUUGACUGGAGGGUAAAACAGUUUAAUGUAGAUGUUCGCGACUGGUCCGGAAACAUGAGUGCGGAUACUACAAUGGAUACCCUUAUCAAUGUCUACAAUUUCUCGAAAUCUGCCUGGGAACCGUUGAUUGAGCCAUGGCAACUAGGAUUCCAUAUGUCAAAGGAGAUAGCUCCGGAUGUCCUAUCAGUUGAAGCAUAUUCGCACAAAACUAUGGAGCUUACUGUGACAUCUGCUACUAUCGCAUUGGUGAACAAAACCCUUCAGUCCGUAUCCACUACCGAGGACGUCCUUUCAAAACCAAGGGGGGCAGACGCGCCUUAUAGAAUUCGAAAUCAUACCGGAUUUGACCUUCAGGUAUGGGCAGACCUCGGAAACGGUGAAGAGGGUCCAGCUGCGCUCCUGAGCGAUGGUGAAGAACGGCCCUGGAGAUUCGAAGAUCCUACCACCAUGCGUGAGAGCCUGGCUCCAGAGGGCAGUGUUGGUAUGGUUGGAGUUAAAUUGGAAGGUAGCGGAUUUGACAGCAUUAACCGCAUUCCUCUCAUCCGCGAAGGGGAGACGCUAUAUAACCUGAAACCGAAGCAAGAUAGGGUUUUGCACCGAUUACUAGUGGAAAUCAGUCUUGGAUCUGACUACGUUAAAUAUAUAACCUUCCGGUCUCCACUUCUGGUCGAAAACAAGACACAAAUACCUCUAGAAGUUGGCGUAUUCAGUCCGGAAGAAGGACAUCUGUUGAAGGUAGAAAAGAUCCUUCCUGGAGAUAGUCGACCAGCUCCUAUUGGUGCGGCAUAUAUGCGUUCACUUCUCGUUCGACCAGAUCAGGGCUUUGGCUACGACUGGUCAACAGAAAGCCUGUUUUGGAGGGAUCUUUUGAAACUUCCUACGAAGUCUCUCAAGUGCAACAGCGAGAGUGGGCAGCAAGCCCCUCCAUUCUAUUUUAGGAUGCAUGCCACGUUUGACAAGAAUGAUCCGAUUCACAAUGUAUACCCUUAUAUGCGCAUUCGACUUUCGGCCCCGCUUGAAAUCCAGAAUCUCCUUCCAUACGACUUCAAGUAUCGCAUAUACGACAGGAAUACACGUAAAGAUUGGACAAACUUCCUUCGGAAGGGAGGAACUAGUCCUGUCCACGUGGUUGAGCUGUCUCACCUACUGCUUCUCAGUAUAGACAUGGAAGAUACGGAAUUCCGGCAAUGCGAAUUCGCAAUUAUAAAUGGAACUCCUCAGGAUGAUUUUCGUAAGGAGCACACUCUGUCCAUCCAAGACGACAAAGGAGUUGAACUCAAACUGGGGCUCCAUUACUUUGCAAUUCCAGAUAGCGGCGGGUCGUUCAAAGUAUCCGUUUACAGCCCUUAUCUUAUUCUAAAUAGGACGGGUUUGGAUAUAAACAUCCAGGGCAAGAGUAUGUUCCAAUCUACCAGGACAUCAGCGGGCCGUGCAAUUAGAACGGACUCAUCUAGCGGUGUUCGAAAAGCCGUUCCGUAUAUGUACUCAUAUGCUACGAAUGACCGCAAAAAUCGAUCCAUUAUCAAAGUUGAAGGCUCAUCGUGGAGCAAGCCUCAAAGUUUAGAGGCGAUUGGAAGUACCUUUGAAGUACUGUUCCCCUCCGCAAGCGGUAAAACGGAAUAUCAUGCUGGAGUGUCUGUCGAAGAAGGCACCGGCAAAUAUAAAAUCACGAAGGUUGUGACAAUCGCUCCCCGCUUCAUUCUUAACAACAAGCUAGGCGAAGAUCUUGUUGCUCGCGAGCCGGGGUCCUCCAAUGUUCUUAGGUUAAAGUCUGGCGACCUUGUUCCGCUGCAUUUCCUUCGGCAAAAUGCUGAGAAGCAGUUGUGUCUGUGUUUCCCUGGUGUGAACAACCAAUGGGCGUCUCCGUUUAAUAUCUCCGAUCUGGGAACUGUAUAUGUGAAGCUUGCCAAGGCAAGCCAACGCCAGAGGCUCCUGAGGAUAGAGAUUCUCAUGGAGGCAGCGACGAUAUUUUUGCAUAUAAGUAUGGAGACUCGGCAUUGGCCAUUUUCAAUGCGUAAUGAGAGUGACUGCGAAUUCCUAUUUUAUCAAGCUAACCCAAAUGUGGCGGAAGACGAAGAAGACCGAAGUAGUGGUUGGAGGCCCAUUCGUUAUCGGCUUCCCCCACGAAGCAUUAUGCCAUAUGCUUGGGACUAUCCAGCUUCUAAGAAUAAAACACUGGUCCUCGUUUGCCGCGGAAAGGAAAGAUAUAUCAAGCUUACUGAGAUUGGUAACUUGAUACCCAUGAGAGUUCCACCGUCCCAAGAGGACGUCCAGCCGAAGAUCAUCGACCUGCGAAUCGAAGCUGAAGGUCCGGCACAGAUACUUGUGCUGUCAAAUUACAGACCAUCCAGGAGUAUUUACCGUCAACAAAAGCCAACAGCUUCGCAAAGCAGCAUCUCCACGGGAUUCGAAGUCAAGCAUGUCAAUACAGAUGUCACUUUUAAGGCUCAGCUACGAUUAAGCGGAAUAGGAAUUUCAUUAAUCAACAAAAAGCUUAAGGAGCUCGUCUAUGUCACAUUCCGCGAUAUCGAAGUUAACUUCAGUGAAUCGAAGCUUUAUCAAACUGUUGGCACUACAAUCAAAUGGAUUCAAAUUGAUAAUCAGCUUUACGGUGGCAUAUUCCCGAUUCUACUUUAUCCAAGUGUCGUUCCGAAAACCGGGAGAGAAAUGGAGGCCCAUCCAAUUUUCAACGCGAGAAUUACUCGUGUAAAGGAUGAUUCUUAUGGAGUGCUUUAUAUCAAGUAUGCCUCCGUCCUCUUACAGCAGAUGACUUUGGAGCUCGAUGAAGACUUCAUCUUUGCCAUGCUUGAUUUUGUGAAGGUCCAGGAUACGCUAUUGAUGGACGACCACCAAACGCAGUUCGGUGAGGAACUCGGGUUUCCAGAGCCUAAAGGAGAAGACCAAGGCACGGGUGUCUACUUCGAAUUACUCCACAUACAACCAAUGCAGUUAGAUCUGUCAUUCGUGCGUACCGAGCGUGUCAAUGUGGAAGACACAGUCGAGUCUUCCAACCCGUUAAUGUUCUUUGUCAACGUGAUGACUAUGUCCAUCGGCAAUGUUAACGAUGCUCCAGUUCGAUUAAAUGCGCUGAUCCUGGAGAAUGCCAGGAUAUCUCUCCCUACCCUCGUGACAAAUAUCACCAAUCAUUAUACUCAAGACUUCCUGAGACAAGUACAUAUUGUACUGGGUUCCGCCGAUUUCUUGGGUAACCCUGUUGGUUUGUUCAAUACAGUUAGCUCUGGCGUUGCAGAUAUAUUCUACGAACCAUACCAGGGGCUAGUAGCUGAUCGACCAAAUGAGCUUGGCCUAGGCAUCGCUAAGGGUGCUACGUCGUUUGUUAAGAAGUCUGUAUUUGGGCUAUCUGACAGUCUUACCAAGUUCACUGGAAGCGUUUCAAAAGGUCUUGCCGCUGCAACGUUGGAUAAGGAGUUCCAAGAUCAAAGGCGAAUGUCAAAAGCUCGAAACAGGCCCAAACAUGCCCUUUAUGGUAUUACGGCUGGUGGAAGUGCAUUCGCUUCGAGCAUGGCUAGUGGUAUUGGAGGCUUAGCCCGCCAUCCACUAGAAGGUGCCGAGAAAGAAGGAUUCCCUGGCUUUAUGAAAGGUGUUGCAAAAGGAGUGUGGGGUCUGGCAACGAAGCCAGCAAUUGGCGCAUUUGACCUUGCUUCCAAUCUCGCUGAAGGUGUUCGAAACACGACUACUGUCUUCGACCCUGAAGGCCUGGAUCGUGUCCGUCUUACUCGAUUCAUUGCCAUGGAUGGCAUUGUCCGGCCAUAUUCUCAGCGAGAAGCUCUUGGGCAAUUCUGGCUCAAAACUACGGACGACGGCAAAUACUUUAACGAAGAUUACAUUGCACACCUGGAAUUCACUGGAAAGGAUAUGCUGGUUCUGCUAACCUACAACCGCAUCAUGCUCGUCAGAUCGAAGAAAUUAGCGACUGAAUGGGAUAUCAAGUUAACCGACAUCCAGAAAAUUUCGAAAGAAAGAACGGGAAUGAGCAUUACCUUGAAGGGUGGAGCUAACGGUCCGUUUAUACCCGUACAGGAAGAGAGUUCAAGGAAUUGGCUGUAUAAACAAAUCGCCAUUGCUGUCAAUGCUUUUAAUGAAAAAUAUCUUGCAAAAGGUUAAAUUCCUGAUGCCUCACAGUUCCAUAUGCAAUCCAAAAAAUUGAUGCAUAACCCAAGAAGGUUAUUUUCGUUCUACAUGUUAAUGUUAAUAUAUUUAUGAGCGUUGUGAAAAUAUUUUCCAUUAUAUCCCGGUCUCUCAGAGAGUCGAGACGAAUUGGGUAUUCUAUGUUAUGGGAAUCCCUUUGCUUUUUCUAUCGCGUAUUGUUUACUUUGUAGCUACAUAAGUAGCUGGUUUUGGUUGGUUCAAUUUCAUGAUCAUAUGUAUCCUUUUUUGGUGUUUUAGGUGUAAGUAAGGAAUGGGAGCACACGCCCGGUGUUGGAUGACGGGCCAAGGGCAAGUCGGGACCUCGUGCAAACUCUCCUCGGAACUGUGAUAUGGAUUAUAGACCUCAUUGCUCUAAAUUAUCCACUAAGCA
This is a messenger RNA of Coccidioides posadasii C735 delta SOWgp, 9865 nucleotides long. RefSeq lists its product as uncharacterized. NCBI's taxonomy places the organism in Eukaryota, Fungi, Ascomycota, Eurotiomycetes, Onygenales, Onygenaceae. Gene Ontology annotation, cellular component: extrinsic component of membrane. Gene Ontology annotation, biological process: protein retention in Golgi apparatus; protein targeting to vacuole; late endosome to vacuole transport. The record is from RefSeq and is a predicted model, not a curated record.